CGUCCAUUCCCUCGCACUCUACGAUUGGCGGCCUCGCAGCAACAGCAGCCAUGUCGUCGUCAGCUGCAUCGGAGACGGCGCCAGACGUGCGCAGCCUCGCCGCACUGCUGCAGGAAACGAUUGCGUCGAACAAGCUGUCGGCAUCGCGGGUCGAGCGGGUGCGCGCGGCGGCACUGCCGCUCUAUGCACACCCGUCGCAGCUGGAAGAGUGCAUCAUGAAUGCGCAUCGCCAGGCCACCUCGUCCACGAGCGUCUCAUCACUCUACCUCGUCGACGCAGUGUGCGGCCAAGCUCGCAGUCUUGCUAAGCGGAAGCGCGAGUGCCUGGAGGCCAGCAAGGAGGGCGCAUCUGCCGAGUCGGCGGCAGACGGCAGCGGCAAGGUGGCCUCUGCAGGAGACGCACAGCGCUUCCUUGAUCGCAUGGACAGCAGGGUGGAGGAGGUGGCGCUGCGCACGCUCAAGAUCGUCAGGCCGGAGCAGAGGGAGAAGGUGUUCAAGAUCAUCGACAUCUGGCACAAGUCAGGCACGUUCAAGUCUGCGACGCUCAGGGCCGUGCGGACGCGUGCCAAGAUCGAAGAGACGAAGCUGCUCGAGCGCGAGUCGGACCGCGCAGCGCAGCGCAAGGAGAGAGCGAGCCAACCGGACGAGAGCGCCUCGAGCAAGGCCGAGAAUGGCAAUGCGCCAGCGAAGGAGCCGCUCACGGGUCUGCCGUCGCAUCUCCGCGCUCUGCUGGACAGCGGCUCGGCCAGUGCAUCACCAGUGCGGUCCGAGGCAAGCGACGAGCGCGAGCGCGCCGACUCGCCAGGCGCGCUGGCACUCAUGGGCGCCGAGGUGCCGCCGCCUCAGAAGCCAGAUGCUGGCAGCGCCGUGCCUUUGACCUCUGUGGCGCCUCCAGCCGGCGGUCUCAACGCCGCGCUUGCGCUGAUACAGCAACUGUCCUCGUCUGGCCUCUUGCUGUCACAAACGCCGGCCGCGGGCAGCGCAAGUGCCGCCGCCGCAACCACGUCUGGCUCGCAUGUGCCUACACGGCUGCCGCCAGGGAGCAGCCUGCAGAGCCCGCCUCUUGGCGCGCAGCCACCUCAGCUUGCGUCGCCCGCAUCAGGUCCGCCUCCGUCUGGCCCACUCCCCACUCAGAUGCCAGGUCGGGCGCCGCCAAUGCCGUCUCUGGCUUCCUCCUGGGCGUCACAAACAGCAGCUGCGCCACCUGGCGUCAAGCGUGCUGCAGAAGAGAGUGCAGACGCAGAGAGCAGCAAGCGCUCCCGGCCCGCACCGGGCGGAGUGCAGCCGGACCCGAGCGUGGGCGACAUGUCGACGUGGAACAUGGCCACGUUCUUCCCGACGCCCGACGCGCUUACGGAGCUGGCGCAGCGCUGGUACAACUCCUUUCAACAAAUGCCCAGCCAGCCCGAGAUGUUCGCGUGGCUCGCGCAGAUGAACAUGCAGAUGCAGAUGCAGAUGCAGAUGCAAGCGCAAGCAGCGAGCCAGGCGCAGAUGGGCGGGGGCGGCGGCGGCGGCUGGGGCGCAGGCUGGGGCGCAGCAAGUCCGCCAGCGCAGAUGCCGCAGAACUCGUGGCAGCCGGAGGGAGCAGGCGCGCCGGGCGGCUGGCAAGGAUCGCCGCCGCAGCAGGCGCCGACGUGGUCUCCGCCGCCUCCUGGCCCUUAGGCCCACUCGCGACCCCAGCAUGUACUCUAGCCGUAGCACAUAAUCGUACCUUGUCAC
Molecule: messenger RNA, 1718 nt
Organism: Tilletiopsis washingtonensis
Lineage: Eukaryota; Fungi; Basidiomycota; Exobasidiomycetes; Entylomatales
Exons: 8
Coding region: 51-1661 (536 amino acids)
Source: RefSeq, a predicted model, not a curated record